UGACAUAACACACAGAGGAAUUUUCUUUUGCUGUGCUUUAAUCAAUCUGUUUAUGUCUUGCGCGGCGUUAUAAAGAACUGUUUUUUUUUUUCUAUAAAAGAGCAAAAUGUAAACGCUCCGGGGGCGGCAAAAAAGGGUUUCAUUAAGACGUAAUGGUUGAGCAGGUGCCAUUACACAAAAUACAACAAGAGAAAUGGAGAAACGGUACAUUAACCUGCAAGAUUUUUUAAGCAGUGGAGCAAAAAAUGCCAUAACCUAUUAUUGAAUACUCCUUGUAUUACUUGAAAACUCGCACGAUAAAGCCUUAAACUUCUGUCAACAAUUUGACUUAAUGAACUAUAUAGUGUACAUACACUAAAAUUUCGAGAAGAGCGCUUAAAAGUGCCAUAACAAUGUGCUUUUACCCAGGAUCACUGUCAGUAGUGUGAGAGAUAGUAUUUGGCUAAUUGCUUCCAUUAAUGCAUGUCAAUCUUCUUUGAUGCACAUCUUUAUUGCCAGGGAAAGGUGGAUCUUCAUAUGGGAGUCAACUCCUCUUAUCCCCUGUAUAGCUGGCGUUCUUUUAACAGCAUAGCACCUUGAUCUUCGAGUAGCAGCUACGAUCUACUGACGGCUUAUCAGAUGCACUUACGCUCGUAGAAUUUAAGGCAAAAAAAACACAUUUGCCUUGUGAGAAAAAUGAAUGGCUACGGUUCACCCUACCUCUACAUGGGGGGUCCAGUCUCUCAGCCAAGAGCACCUCUUCAAAGGACUCCCAAGUGCGCUCGAUGCAGGAACCAUGGAGUCCUGUCCUGGUUAAAGGGGCACAAGCGCUACUGUCGCUUUAAAGACUGUACCUGUGAAAAAUGUAUCCUGAUCAUCGAGAGGCAACGGGUGAUGGCGGCACAGGUAGCCCUCAGAAGGCAGCAGGCGAACGAGAGUUUAGAAAGUCUGAUUCCAGAAUCAUUAAGAACGCUACCGGGACUCAACGCACCUGUCACCGGGGAAAGUAACCAAGGGCCACCGCCAAGAACUGGGGAGAUUGGCAUAAGAUGGACUUCGGAUCAACCUGGGAACGGGCAGCCUGCAGCUGAUCCAGAUGAUGAGCUUCCAAGUGAGCAGGUUGAAGCAGACAGUGGGGGCACCAGCAGUGACAAAGACCAGGACCAGACAGGUUCACCUGACAUCCCCAAGUCCAACCCUCGCUACACACCAGAAACACCAGAAGUCACCCCAGUGCCGGAUGAAAGCCACUACACCUUACAGAAAAGCAGCGAUGAUCCCGAAACCAAAGCAGACAGUCCUAAAUAUCAUGGAGAGCAAAACCUCGUGAUUGAAGGUUUGUCUGGGUCAGUGUCCCUCCCUUUCAAUUUGAAGGCAAACAGACCCCCCAUUGAAGUACUAAAGAAAAUAUUCCCUAGUCACAAGCCGGCAGUUCUAGAGUUGAUUCUGAAAGGGUGUGGGGGUGAUUUGGUGGGAGCCAUAGAAGUGCUUCUCUCCAGUAGGUCCACACCGAACUCUGAAAGGUCUUCCACUGAAGCGCCUGAAGCUCUUGUUUUACCCUCUAACGGGCAGCUCUUUGAACACACGUUGGGAUCCUAUCCUGUGUCGUCUUCCAAGUGGUCCGUGGGGUCUGCGUUUAGGGUGCCAGAUUCUUUAAGGUUUUCCACCGACUCCAACAAUAUGGUUCCCAGCCCGUUAGCCAUGCCUCUUCAGCACCCAUUCCCUCAGCCACCUCGCUAUCCGUUAAUGCUGAGAAAUUCUCUGACCAGGAGCCAAGCCAAUCCCUUCGUUCACAAUGACGUGACUUUGUGGAAUACCAUGACUUUGCAGCAGCAGUACCAGCUCCGAUCCCAGUACGUCUCUCCGUUCGCCAGUGCUUCUGGUAGCGUCUUCAGAAGUUCCCCAGUUCUUCCCACACGCCCUUCUGAAGACCACAGGAUUACAAUUCAGGAGGACACCUGCCCAGUCGUUCCUAAACAGGCCAUUUAUGCAGACGAGGACUAUGAUGAAAGAUCAGACUCCUCAGACUCUAGAAUCUUAAAUUCCUCAACUUAAAUAGUCAGUCAAUCUUACAAAUAUGGGCACUUGAGGUGCCAGAUUGUGCUAAAGAUAGCAUUUAUUUGGAUUCCUUAAUAAACAAAGAAUCAUGAAAGGUGAUUCUGUUGUAAAAUGUGAAUUUUUAAAAAAAUCUCAGCAUAAGGUAAUGUAUUUCAUAUUGAUCAAAUGUGUUUGUUCAUCAGUAGUAAGUAGCCUACUUCUCCUUGACUGGACAAUUAUACCAGAUGGAUAUAAACAUCUGAUAAUGAAAAAAAAAUACAUUAUGUCUGUGGAUGUCAAUAUGUAUAACCAGGCUGCAUGAAAUUUACUGUGAAUAUGUCCCCAGAAGUAGAAAUGACCAAAUUGUAGCAUGUCGAGAGUAGACCAAAUAAACCACUGUAAUGAUUUACUUUUGUGUCUUUCUUUUAUACCUGUUGCAUUUGUGUAAAACUGGAAAAAAUCAAAUGCACAUAAAAAUAUGUGCUGUCCCCACUGAGUUCCCUUUUGCAUUUAAAUGUAUG
Molecule: messenger RNA, 2537 nt
Organism: Lepisosteus oculatus (spotted gar)
Lineage: Eukaryota; Metazoa; Chordata; Actinopteri; Semionotiformes; Lepisosteidae
Gene: dmrt3a
Product: doublesex and mab-3 related transcription factor 3a
Biological process (GO): regulation of transcription by RNA polymerase II; male sex differentiation
Cellular component (GO): nucleus
Molecular function (GO): protein binding; RNA polymerase II cis-regulatory region sequence-specific DNA binding; DNA-binding transcription factor activity, RNA polymerase II-specific
Source: RefSeq, a predicted model, not a curated record